UAAUAAUAAAGUAUCUAUCCACGUUCUCCGGUGGCGUGUUACCGGAUUCGGCCGGAGCCAGACGCGAGAAGCGACGGAUCACGUGCAGCCCCUGAUGACUCAGCCGGUAUCAGUCAGCGCAGCGUCGGCUGCGGGAUCUUUUUUUGUAUAUCAAGAUCUCGCCAACAGCUUCAACUUCAUCCGAUUCUACCUCUCGUCUUGUUCUCUUCUCCCUCUCUCCUCCUCACUCUCUUCUCUCUCUUCUCUUCACUGCCUCCAUCUCUUGACUCUUCGCAGCCUGUCCUUCCUUCCCUACACUCCUUACUCUUUCCCCUCCCCGGAUCCCCUCCCGCCUUGGCGCUUUAUAAUUGACUACUCGGCGGACCCUUUGGCCAGCUCCAAUAAAUUCCAAUAGUCCCCGAAUCCCCCGAGUCUUCAAAUCCUCCCACGCUCAUAAGUUUGCUGGACAUUGUAUUCGAUAUUCCAUUCUUCAGCGAACAACGAAGAAGAACUAUAAUAAAACCCAGAAACCCAGAAGCACGGGACGCCCUUACAGAUAAAGUAGUUCAUCCUCACCACCCGCCCCUAUCAACCUUGCUGCUUAAUUCGCGCUUUUUUCCGCCCCACCCCUUGAACCCAACUUCGCCCUGAUCGCCUUCGCCCCCUGGAUAAUCGAACAGAAAAGCUGCCCUCCCGCUAGAGCCCACUGGGCUUGGGUUUGUUGCGCUCGGCAGCAGCACCUUCAAGAUGGCCAACGCGACGGUCUACUCGGAUUUGCCGCCUCUUCCGACCUACACCCUCACUCUCCGCGAACCCCUGAUCCCUCCGAUCCCCGACAGUGCCCUGGGCCAAAUCAUGACGAUAGUCGCGUACUGGAUGGUGUCCCUGAUAUUUCACUGGAUCGACAUCAACGACUACUUCCCCCAGUACCGCCUGCAUACCCCUGCUGAGAUUUUAAAACGGAACCGUGUCACACGGCGAGAGGUUGUUCGGGAUGUGGUUGUGCAACAGGUGAUCCAACUUGCAAGUGGCGUUUUGUUGGGAUAUUUUGAUAGCCCUCAAUAUGCGGGCAAGGAUGAAUACAAUGUUGCGCUCUGGGCUCAGCGAUUGCGACUCGUUCAGCACAUGAUCCCCUCCGCUCUCUCCGUCAUCGGAAUCGAUGCGCUAGGAUUAGCCGAGAAGCUGUCAUCGUACCCGACGGUGGCUGCUGCAAUCUCUGGUGGCCGAUAUCAAUGGUUGACGCAAAAUGUUCUAACAGCCGCCGGAGAAUCCGUGGUGGUCCCCGCGUUUGCUAGUUGGGAAAUGAAUGUAGCCCACGCCAUUUACUGGUAUUUAGUACCAGCUUUGCAAUUCGCUUCCGCGGCGUUCAUCAUGGACACAUGGCAAUAUUUUUGGCACCGCGCAAUGCACCUAAACAAAUGGCUGUACACAACCUUCCAUUCCCGCCAUCAUCGCCUGUACGUGCCCUACGCCUUUGGUGCAUUAUACAACCACCCGAUUGAAGGUUUCCUCCUCGAUACCGCUUCUGGCGGCGUGGCAUUUCUCCUCACAAGAAUGACCACUCGUCAAGGAAUUUGGUUUUUCACAUGCUCAACAAUCAAAACAGUCGAUGAUCAUUGCGGCUAUGCAUUCCCCUUCGACCCCCUCCAACAUUUCACCUCCAACAAUGCUGCCUACCAUGACAUCCAUCACCAAAGCUGGGGUAUCAAAACCAACUUCUCCCAGCCGUUUUUCACCAUUUGGGACCGGUUCCUGAAUACCCGUUGGACGGGUGGUGACGUCACUCUUCGAUAUGAACGGUCACGUAAUGCAGCACAGAAAUUAGUCGACGAAGAAAAUGAAAAGCGAGCAUCCGCCGAUGUCCAAGCAGACCCAGCACCUGUUAGAGAAGAGGAUGAGUCGGUUUCACGGAAUCUGUUAUCGCGUAGCGUUCGACGGAAAACUGUUUCAUUUUCUCCACAGACGGACGGCAUGAAAGCCGCCGUCAGCCAUCGGCUCAACGGGAGUAUACGACAAAAGUAAUACUCCCUCUUUAAAUUUAAUAACCUACAAGAACGACAAAUGGGGACUGAUGUUCUGAUUCUCCUGCAAACCUUCAUUACCUCGUGCAUAACGUUUUGCUUCCUACCCCUGGCUAGGGUUGGUUAUUAAAAUCAUAUUCCCCAGAUGGCGCUUAAUAUUUCUAUUCGUUGCCCCUUGUAUAUGUGUUGUUCUGCUUGGUUUUUACUCUUACAUUCUUCGCUACAUCAUUCUCCCCCCGCUUUAUUAUCUAAUGCCGACAUCUGGUUAUAGUCAUGUUCACUCGUUACGUUUUGGUGGCACCCCCCUCCUUUCCUCCCUUAUAGUAAAUUACCUACUUUACUCCUUUCUUACUUUCUUUUCUUUUCGUUUUUUUCUCAUUUAUCGCCUCUUUAUUCAUGGUGUUUUCGCGUGUGUCAUAUUCACCAUCAUUGGAUUGACCCACCUUUUCCUCUUUCAGCUGCUACUUUAUACUUUUCUUUUAUUUGCCCUAUUUUUCUCUCUACGGGAUUGGUAUUAUAGAAGCGCCUAUGUGACAACCAUCCCUUUUUACCCAAUAGUUAUCCUUUUUUUUCUCUUCUUCCUUCCCGUUCUAUUCUAAAUACAUUUUUACUGGACCUUUUUUUUCUGCCUUCUCUUCGUUUUACUCGUUAAAAAUAACAUCCUUUACUUAUUCUCUUCAAGGUUGUCUCCCUUUCUCUUUGGGUCUCCUUUUUUCACCCCGCUCACCUUGGCCUUGACUUUAUUUCACCAAGCCAUGUAUGUAUAAUAGCCUUGAAUAGUCUCACCCACGAGGGAAACUGCAACCCAAAAUAGUCAACUAAUUCGACGCUAAUAUUAAUUAAAAUUAUUUUACAGUG
This is a messenger RNA of Blastomyces gilchristii SLH14081, 2858 nucleotides long. RefSeq names its product C4-hydroxylase. Gene Ontology annotation, biological process: lipid biosynthetic process. Lineage: Eukaryota; Fungi; Ascomycota; Eurotiomycetes; Onygenales; Ajellomycetaceae. The transcript is spliced from 2 exons. Bases 727 to 2001 code for a protein of 424 amino acids. Gene Ontology annotation, molecular function: oxidoreductase activity; iron ion binding. The record is from RefSeq and is a predicted model, not a curated record.